CGGCUCAGGAAAAACCAAAGUAGUGAACGUCUGGUUACAGUAUUCCCCUCUUUCUAACGCUUAAAAGCCCUAGACGGGGAAGCAUUGAGACCUUUGUGCUCUCUCUGUCUCCAUCUCCAUCUCCAUCUCCAUCUCCAUCUCUAUCUCUGUCUCCAUCUACAUCUCUCUCGCCAUAAUAUUACAGAACAAAUUGGUUUCAAAAUCUUGGAUAUUAGGAAAUCCAUAACUAAAAAGAAUGAGCACCAGAGGGUUAAGGGGUCCUCCUCUAAAAGGGUAUGUGAGGAACUCUCGGCGUAAGAGAACAAUACUAGAUGUGGACCUUAAUGCACCACCUGCGCAGAACAGGUAUGAGGAAGGAACUUCAACUCAUACUAAUUCUCAAGAUGUGCAAGCUGGCCAACAAGGAGGAUCUGCGCAACCUGCAACUAUUGACGUAGAGGCGUUUGAUGAUGAUGUUAUUAUAUCGUCCCCCAGGGCUUUUGCAGAAGCUAAAAACAAUUCCAGAAGGAAUCGUGGAAGGACUGUUGUACUUGAUGUAGAUUCAGAAGAACGGUCAUCGAGGUUCCCUCCUAAUAGUCAUAACAAGCGCAGAAGAGUUUCUUCAAACCAAACUAUUAUAAAUUGUGACCUUUACAUAAACUUGGAAGGCAGUAGCAACUCUAUGAGAGAGAAUGUUUGUAGUAUGGUUCCGCCCCCGCAGUCACGGCCACCUCCGCCCAAGGAACCCACCUUUAGUUGUCCAAUUUGCAUGGGCCCAUUAGUUGAGGAGAUGUCAACAAAAUGUGGUCACAUUUUCUGUAAGGCGUGUAUCAAAGCUGCAAUUUCUGCUCAGAGUAAAUGCCCCACCUGUAGGAAAAAAGUCACCAUGAAAGAUACCAUUAGGGUCUAUCUUCCUGCAACCAGCUGAAUGCAAGGAUUUGGCUCUUUUGUGGAUGCAAGAAGCUAAUAUUUACAGAGACUGCUUUGCCCUUUUGUGAGAACUAAACAAUGGUUGCUGAACUCUAUCUUCAACUUUGGAACCAAGGAGUGAUUAUGUGUUCAUUUACCUCUUUUUCCCUUUUUAGAGAGAGAGAGAGAGAGAGAGAGAGAGUUCCUAUUGGCAAUAUUUUUUACAUUGUUCUUCAGUGAAAGAUUUAGUUAUCUUUUAAAAGUUUGUACCUGUAGGCAGUAUUUUGUCUUGGACUCCUGGUCUAGGAAUAAACAUUUUUUAUUGUUGGCGUAAAAUUCUAAUUUUAUUAUUUACUUGUCCUA
Cornus florida is the source of this 1251-nucleotide messenger RNA. RefSeq lists its product as uncharacterized. The transcript is spliced from 6 exons. The record is from RefSeq and is a predicted model, not a curated record. The coding region runs from base 236 to 907 and encodes 223 amino acids. Lineage: Eukaryota; Viridiplantae; Streptophyta; Magnoliopsida; Cornales; Cornaceae.